AUGAAUUCUGAAGAGAUCCAGAGGAAGAUGGCUGAUCAUGAACGCAAGGUAGUUGAAUUGGAACGGAGGUUGGUUGAGUAUGAGCGCAAAAUCGUUGAUUUUCAACUGAUGCAUGCUGAAGAGAUGCAGAGGAACCUGACUGAUCAUGAACAGAAGCUUGUUGGUUUGAAACGGGAGAUGGAUGACUAUGAGCAGAGGAUCAUGGAUUAUGAGCUGAAGAGGGUUCGUUAUGAACGAAAGAUUGUGCGUCUCGAGAAUUCUCUCUUCUAUAAGGAAUACGAGAUUCUAAGUGCAAAGUUCACAAUGGUAGAGGCUUUGCCCGAGCUCAAUGCUCCAUGCGGAAGCAAUCCGUUUGAAGAACUUAUACGGACCCCUGGAUCCUUGGAUGAAUUUAUCUUUCACAAGGCUUGCCGUGAAGCAUGGGAUAAGGAGGGAAAGGCUGGGGAUGAAAUGGAGAUGAGUGCAGAGGCUGUUAAUCUGUACAGACUAUGGACAGGUCUUAUCAAUGAUGAACAGUGGGAGCUUUACCCUGCUCAGGGACUAUAUGGGCUCAUAGAAAACUCAGACCUUGAAGAGCUCCAAGACAAGUAUGGUGCCUCUCUUUACAAUGCUAUCAAGACUGCAUGGGUUGAGAUUCUGUUGUUCAGGAGAACCGGAGUGACUCUCAAGCCAUGGAACCAUGAUGCUGGAAGAGAGCAGACUCUAAGUGAGCUCCUUGAACUACUGCCAUCCACAAUCGAGGAUCUCAGGAGUGGUCACUGA
Messenger RNA from Eruca vesicaria subsp. sativa (arugula), 762 nucleotides. The record is from the annotation of a GenBank genome assembly. NCBI's taxonomy places the organism in Eukaryota, Viridiplantae, Streptophyta, Magnoliopsida, Brassicales, Brassicaceae.